AUGUCAGGACCGCUCGAUCGGUUCGCCAGGCCUUGUAAGUUUCCAUGGCAGAAACGAUCAGUUGUUAGUUGCCUUUCUAUGUUUUUCCCUUUCAAUUGUCCCUACGACACUGCCUGUCUCUUUAUUUAGGGAAUUUAGGUAUCCAGUAGGGAUCGUGGGCGAUUUUUUGAGUUGGAGGUGCUUUAUAGGAUGUUUCCCUGCUUCAGUGUUAUCUGUGUCCUCAUGGUUAACAUCCGUCACAUCGUCUUUACACAUGAAUUUUGACUUGCAGGGACUAAGGGUCCAUCUGAUUUUGUUUUUGACUAAUUCCAAUAAAAAAUAGGUUUCGUUCUUUAACGGUUGCAUCAAGAGUCUCUCUAGGUUUCUACUCUUUUUCGUGAACUUCGAUGGAGCGUUUAAAACGUUUGGACCCAUCGAUGUAGGGUCAAUUUAUAAAAAUCAUUUCUGCAGACGUCUUCAGUCAUGGACAUACUGUUGGGAAAGUGUUCAGUUGGGAAAGUGUUCAUGUUUCUAAUGGAGCCAUUAAUCUUGUAUGUCUAUAUUUUCGUUUCUGCACACCCAUGUGUAAUGGCCUUGCUUAUUUUAGCGCUUGAUAAUGCGACGAUAAUUAUGGUGCUAAAAAGGAUGCAGUUCUUAUAUCAGCAUUCAAGGGAUCAUGGCAGCAGCGGCUGUCGCAAGCUAUACUUUCAGAAAGAUCUGACCUAUUACUGCCUUAUUGGCUGCUGGAUUGAAGAGCUUGAUUUUUGUCUAGGGCAUGAUAAAAUUAAUGAUUUCUUCGGUUUAAAUUAUUAUUUUUGUUGUGAUUCAGUUCAGUGCAGCUACAUGAACUGAGUUCUUUCCCUAAGAUUUUCACUCUCUUCACCAUUGUGGUUGUUACUUUUUGCCAUUGUGGUUGCAGUGCUCCACAAGGAAGAAUCGAUAUGCAAAUUACAAAAUGCACUUUAUAAAAUAUUUCAACAUUAUUGUUGUCUUUCUUUUCCUCCUGUCCAGCCAAUGCAAAGAGAGAAACAAACCUGAUGGUUUGAAAACUGUCUAAAGAAAAAAAGAGAAAUUGGAUGAAUAAAAUGUAGAGAUACUGAUGGUUGGGAAAUGCUUACGGCAAGGUGCUUUAAUACAUGCGUCACACCCUGGUUUCUCUCUUUUGUAGCAGGCUGCUUUUACAUUUGUAAAUCUUCUAAGAAAGUUUUUAUUCAAUCUGAAAAAGUGGGUUAUCAAAUUUGAAAGGGCCAUGUGAUCUACUCUUAGAUCAGUCGCUGUUAGAUUCCAAGACCUUCAAUGUGGGUUAUCAAAUUUGAAAGGGCUAUGAUAGCUACUCUCAGAUCAAUCGUUGUUAGAUUCCAAGAACUUCAUUGUUUGAUGUAUACCAUAUAUGACUGUGACACGUGCGACAUAUGAUACCUAAGGAAGCCUGACCUGGUUUUGAUGUUUUCUAGGCUUUGAGGGGUUCUCCUGCCAUGAUGAAAGAAGAGAAAGGAAAUCUGAUUUUGAAAAUUCCGAAGAUGAAAGGAGAACGAGGAUAGGAUCUUUAAAGAAGAAGGCGUUAAAUGCGUCCACUAAAUUCAGACAUUCCUUGAAGAAAAAGGGCAGAAAGAAGAGUGAUGGUCGAGUUAGUUCUGUUUCAAUUGAAGAUAUCAGGGAUAUUGAGGAGCUGCAAGCUGUUGAUGCAUUUCGACAGGCAUUGAUUUUGGACGAACUGCUGCCUGCCAGGCAUGAUGAUUACCACAUGAUGCUGAGGUAUCUCUUCAAUUUUUGAGUUUUAUUUUAUGAUGUGAAUUAUGCCUUUUUGUAUUGUUUAGUUUUCAUGCUCCAGUUUUUAUCUUUUGUAGUGAACUUGAUCUUUCUUGCUCCUUAGUACUAGUACGUAGUACCUCUGCGCAAUCGAGAAUAGUGACUGUUUUGUGCUUCUUUAUUUUAUAUUUUUCGUACCAAGGCUGAUUUUUUUUCUCCGGAAAUGCUGCAGUCUGUAUUUCAUUGGUGAAAUUAAUGCCUAGUCGACACGUUUUUGAUGCCCCAAAGCAUUAUUUCUUCAUUAGAUCUCCGUGAUCAAUUGUGAGUCGUUGGUGACAAUCUGUGUUAUGAAUCGCAUCCAGUCCUGAUUCAAUCAAGAUUGGGGUGAGAAUCAAAAUGGCCAAAGCAGCUGAACUUAGAAACCCAAUUUGGGUGAUUCAGGACUUCUUUAGCUCUGUUUAGUAGUUGGAGCCAUCUGGUUUGGAUCGUGUCUUCUAUCCUUGUGUAGAUUGGCUUUUGUCUGGGUGAUUCAUUCAGAAUUGGGUGAAGACAGUACGAUUUAGCACUAAAUCAGGCUAUCCAUCUCAAUGCCGUGGAUUGGAACUCCUAAGAACAACUCCCCUCCUCCGACUCAACAUAUGGUUGGUUUAUACAUAUAUAGGCGAUCCUGAACAUAUAUUGCAGUAUACAUUUAUGCAGUUCCCUUAUCCUUGCUUAUAUGGGUUAUGGGUUGAAUUUCGAACAGACAAACUUUCUCAAUGGCGGAACUUCCCCCAGCUCUUUGUUUUGCUCUUAUCUUACUUGGUGGGACCAGUUAGUGAAUGGAUAGGUCGAAUACCUUUCCAGAAAAGUGACCAAAUCCUCAGUUUCUGACUUUUUUUCCUUUUUUAAAUUCAGAUUUUUGAAAGCACGAAAAUUUGAUGUUGAGAAAGCUAAGCACAUGUGGGCUGAAAUGCUUCAGUGGAGGAAAGACUUUGGCGUUGACACAAUCAUUGAGGUAAAAAAUGUCUGUCAUGCACUGAUCUGGGCAUGCAGUUGUAGAGCAUGCAGUAUGUAACGGUGCAACAAUUCGUUUCUGUAACUGUUCCCGGCAAUGCAAACUAUUUUCUCUGGUAACAUCUUCUAGGUAUUCUAGAAUUGGGUAUUUGUGAGAAAUGGUUUUACGAAUUCUUGAACGCAUCUUAGGACAAAACCAAUUUAAUAGAACCAAGACUUUUAGGUGGAAGUAGAGUGAUUUUCAACAGAAAGAAAAUAAUUUCUAGUUGAAUCUGUGUACCAUUUUCAGCUGGCUGAUUUCACUGCAAACUCGUCUCUACUGUGUGCAUGGUUGAGGCUGGCUGAAUGAGUGUCAGUGAGCAUUUCUGUAUUGUAUUUAGUGAAGGCUUAGAGUAGAAUUCGUCUGCAUGGCGAAUGUAUAUACAUUGGGAAUAUAGACCUAGCUCUUGUCAUUGUACAUGUAUUUUCUUGUGACCACUCUGUAUACCAUUAUUCUGUUGUUUCAGGAUUUCGAAUUCAGUGAAGUAAAUGAAGUUCUCAAGUAUUAUCCGCAAGGUUAUCAUGGUGUGGAUAAGGCGGGGCGGCCCGUCUACAUUGAAAUAUUGGGAAAAGUGGAACCCACGAAGCUCAUGCAAGUGACAACCAUGGACCGUUACAUAAAGUAUCAUGUUAGGGAAUUUGAGAGGAGCUUCUUGAUCAAGUUUCCAGCUUGUUCAAUUGCUGCAAAGAGGCACAUUGAUUCAAGUACAACGAUUCUUGAUGUUCAUGGCGUGGUACACUGCCCUCCCUCUCUCUCUCUCUCUCCCCCUCUCCCUCUCCCUGCUAUGCAUCACUUCAUUUUUAGAUGCUGCAAUUCUGGAUUACACAGUUGCCAAUGCCAUAUGCCAUUUGCCCAGGGAUUGAAAAAUUCGAGCAAGACUGCCAGAGAACUUCUCAUGCGUCUGCAGAAGAUUGAUGCAGACAACUAUCCGGAAGUACGGAUUGACUCUUGUUGUAUAACUAAUGAACCACUGAAAAUUAGAUGAAUAUGGUCUAACCAUAAUUUAUUUGUCUUAGACUUUAUCUAGGAUGUUUAUCAUCAAUGCGGGACCCGGUUUUCGGCUACUAUGGAACACUGUGAAGUCUUUUCUUGACCCCAAAACUACCUCAAAGAUUCACGUAAGAGAGUUCAUUCUGGUUCUUAUAUUUUUCAGUCUUUUGUGAUUUAUUUUUAGUUGGUACAUACUUUCUUGUCUUCUCUUCCUUUAGGUUCUCGGAAACAAGUACCAAAGUAAAUUGCUUGAGAUAAUCGAUCAUUGGUAAUUAUAUGCUCAUUUUACUUGUUGAAUUCAUACGCCUACUAAUAUCUGCUUUCAGUAUGAUUUCUGGCGAUGCUCAUUCUUCUACUUUCUCAACUUUCGGUAGGGAAUUGCCAGAUUUCCUUGGUGGUACUUGUACUUGUGCGGACCAGGGGGGUUGCCUUAGAUCAGAUAAAGGUCCAUGGAGGGAUCCUAAUAUAGUGAAGGUCUCUCUACUUGUUGACUAGCAUUAUGUUUUAUAAUAAUCUAUGUAUCAUUGCGAUCUAUGCUCUGUUCCUGACACAAUGACUGAUGUGCAUAGAUGAUUCUCAAUGGCGAAGCACAAUGUGCACGGCAAAUUGUUACUGUGUCCAACAGCGAGGGCAAAAUCAUUGCUUAUGCUAAGCCACAAUACCCAGUGGUGAGGACAUUUCUUCAGGCUAGCAAUAUGUUCUUCGGGUGGGCUUCACUGCUUCACUUUUAGCUAGUUGCUUAUGUUUAACUGAUCUGCAAUCCCUUUUUUUCUCUGCUAGAUUAAGGGUGGCGACACAUCAACUGCUGAAUCUGGAUCAGAAGCUGAGGAUGUGAUCUCCCCAAAAGCACAUAUGACCUUCGUCCCUCAUCCCCGAUUGACCCCAGUUCGUGAAGAGGUAACUUUCAUUUGCUGAAGGAUUCAAUAUCUUGACUAGCACCGUGUGCUUUCUCUUCUCAUAGAAAAUUUCCGUCUUCAAUGAUGUAUAAGGAAUUGGCAUACAGAAAAAGGGUAGGGAAUGUUCUUUGCUUUUUUGUAUAAUUGCUUCCGGGCAUGGUCCUUUCCUAAAAUGGCUUCAUUAAAGCAUGAAAAUCGAAGAUUAUAUUGUUUGGAGGUGUAUAUAAUUACCCAAUGAACCUCACUUCUAGCUUCAAUCUGCCCUCAUUUCAUUGGCCAAAGUACUGAUCAACUUGCAUGUAAUUACAAUAUAUUUAAAUUUUAUUAAUGGCCAGAUACUUAUUUCUUUCUCUCUUUGCUCAAACUACAGGCUAAAAUCAAUGUGAAAGCAAGAGUAGGAGGUAGCAUUUCGGAGUACGAUAUUCCCAUGGUGGACAAAGCUGUGGAUUCAGGAUCGAAGAAGGAACCUCUGGGGAAACGUCUGCCUUCCCUCACAGGUCUCACUCGUUCUCCUCCUUCAAAGCUUGCUGAUGAUGGCAUCCAUGGUUUGCACUAUCUUCUAACCGUGAUUUACAGGGAUGUAUCGCGCAUCUGACAACCACAAGCCUCCCCGGGGGAUCCGAGGGCAAGUAAUCGCUUUCUUCAUCGCCCUUGUGGUGACUGUAUAUGCAUGGUUUCAGUCCAUUACCAGCUCUGCAACCAAGAGGCUCCCAAGCGGACUCCCCUCUGAGAGCUCUGAUAUUGACCGCCGCGAUCCCCCGACCUCUGUGGUUGACCCCCCACCUCCUGGAUUCUCGGAGGCAGAUCUCCUCUCCUCUUUUCUGACCCGGCUGAGUGAGCUGGAGGAGAAGGUCGACGCCCUUCGAGCAAAGCCGUCUGAAAUGCCUUCAGACAAGGAGGAGCUACUCAACGCUGCUGUUCGCCGUGUGGAUGCUCUGGAAGCUGAGCUCAUUUCCACUAAGAAGGUACCAACCAGCUCAGCAUUAUUUUGGGCAGUUCUCAAAUUUUUUUAAAAAGAGGGACGGAUCAUUAAAUCUGGCAUUUGACUCCCCCCCCCUGCUGCCAGGCUCUGUACGAAGCUCUGAUGAGACAGGAGGACCUCCUGGCCUACAUAGAUCGCCAAGAAUAUGCCAAGUUCCAGGUGAGGAGAAGCACCCCACACGCCAUCUCCUUCUGCCCCUUCUUUGUUUUUUGUCUCACUCACUGGUGACCUCUUGACUCCUCUGCAGAAGAAGAAAUUCUGCUGGUGA
This is a messenger RNA of Spirodela intermedia, 5900 nucleotides long. Lineage: Eukaryota; Viridiplantae; Streptophyta; Magnoliopsida; Alismatales; Araceae. The record is from the annotation of a GenBank genome assembly.